Sarcophilus harrisii (Tasmanian devil) is the source of this 3156-nucleotide messenger RNA. Its product is annotated as formin-like protein 3. The transcript is spliced from 4 exons. NCBI's taxonomy places the organism in Eukaryota, Metazoa, Chordata, Mammalia, Dasyuromorphia, Dasyuridae. The coding region runs from base 1 to 1500 and encodes 499 amino acids. The record is from RefSeq and is a predicted model, not a curated record.
AUGGCCACAGCAGAUAAGGAGCUCAGUCCCUUGGGAGAAUUUACAACUCUACUGGGCAAAUGGCCUCGGCCCGCCCCGGCCGCGGGCAAUCACCGUUACUGUGCCCCUCCCCCGGAAAAACAAACGUCGGCAUCCGGGCAUCGGCCUCGGCAUCCCGCGGGCGCGGCGGGCGGCUCCCAGCCGGGGUUUCGCCCGGGGCCGCCGGGGGCACCCCGGGGGAGCUCCUGCACGGCUCGGCCCGUCGCGUCCCACCCUCCAGCGCCGUCCAGGCCGGUGCCCCACGUGCGGGGCCGCGCGCCCCGCCUCACCCCCCCCGGCCCCCCCCCCCCCCCCGUAUUGAGGACCCCAUCCUCCCGCUCCCCGGGCCGCCUCGAUCGGCGGGCCGGCCUCUCCCGCGGCCUCUCACCGUGGCCCGUGGCCCGUGGCCCCUGGCCCGCCGGCCGCCGCCGCCGCCGCCUGAAUCCUCGCGGCCACUUCCCAGGCUCGGCCAGCCCGCCGCCCCAGCUGCACAUCCGGGAACUCCCACAGGGGAAGAGUGAUCGAGGCGGCAGUGCCCGCUCGUUGCCCGCGCCCGUCUCCUUGGCACUCGGUGCCGCCUUCCCCUCCGCGCUGGCUGAUCACGGCCCCAAGGUGCAGGGCCACCCGAGCGCGGGCAAGGGGCCCCUCUCGGGCCUGCGGCUGGAGGCGUCUGGGCGCCGGCCACUCGCUAACAAGCUGGAAGAUUCCACGCAGUGGCGGGCGGGGUCGGGAAAGGGGCGGCCCCCACCCGCGCCCUCCACCCCCAAAGCUUUCCCGGCCCGAAACCUUUCACUGUCUCCGCUCCUCGCGAGCUGCCCCCAGCGCCCGGAGCCUUUCCCAAGACGGGCUGCCGGGCUAGGCCUCCCCGCCCGAUCGUGGCCCUUGCCAAGGGGCUGUUUUCAAUUUGCACAACUUUCCAUUUCGUGCGCUGCCGUCGGCCAACUCCUUCCCUCAAAGGGUCGCCCGGGGAGGUCUGGCCGGCCCGUAUUGGCCGAGGGAGGGAGCCCGAGCCAAGAGAUGUGGCCCAAGAAAUCACUCCCAGGCUGCAAAAAUCUUCCGAAAGGAUUGAAGCCCAGGAUCCCAAGCCUGCGGCCGCCCCCCCGAAAUGAACCGCUCUCGGGGGCCAGGGAGAGCGCCCCCCACCGGGGGCCGCCUGUUCUCAAGCAGCUCCACAGGCUUCUCGCGGCCACUUGCCGGCAAUACUUCCCGGUAUCGGGAAGUCUAGAAACCCGGCCCUCCGGGGUUUGGUCGGAGGGACUUGGGGAGGCCGGGGCAGGGACUGGCUGCUCACUUGUCCAAAGGCCACUGCACCUAAAACGCAAGACCAACCCCCCCCCUACACCCCCCCCCCAGCCCCUCCUUCUUGGCAGGCAGGGGAGUCGGCCCCGAAUCUGCUCGGCUGCUGGCUGGGGGCAGUGGGCAAACUUCCGGGGACCCGCUCCCCUCAGCAGUUCUGUGUCGGGCGCCUGCAGGGUACCUUAAGCUCCUCUCCACGUUGGGACUUUUUUCUCUACGCCCAAAAGGCCAGCUAGCUAAAGGCAGACUCUUCUGAAAAGAACUGAACCAUGUCCUGCACACCCAUCCAAUCCCAGCCUGCUCGCAGGCUCUCCCCCCCACCCCCCACCCUAUGCACAGAAAUGAAAACAGGAAGCCGGUGCCUAAUGACGCCAGCUGCAGGGACCCGGGGAGACAUUCCCGCUCCCCGGCCGGAUCCUAGGCUUUCCAUUGGGCCACCCCGCCCUGCCCAGGGAGCUGAGGGAGCUGGGAGUAGGGUGCUGGGCCCGCCUGCAGCUGUGUGAAGCAGGUAGGGAAGGUGCCCAUGGGAGCUUGAAAGGCCCAGAAUUUGAAGGCAGUAGUUUUCAGGGCCAGGAAGGGGGCCCCCCAAGGACAUGCUGCAGAAACCUUCCACUAGAAGGAAGCUGAAUGUAAUCCAAGAUUCCCCAGCCCCGUUAGGUGACCAGGACCCCUUUCUGAAGGGAUCGUUGCUGCUCAGGCCGCCCCCAUCUUAUCCAUGUAAAGCUCAUGGUUUGACCCCAUCACUCAAUAUGGCCAUCCCGGAACAAAUCCAGACCCAAAGUGAAUGGGGAAGAGAAGUGACCAUCACACCCCUCUCUUCUGUACUUAGGAGUGCCCCUGAGCUAUUGCCCUUCCCUACUUUUUCAUGACACCAGAGUGGCAGCAUGGAGAAGGGGCAAGCGGGCAAUUUUGGAAGAGCCUUGCCAGACGCAGCUCCUAAGUGAGCCAAAUCGGGGCAGUACCAGUCAUACACCAACCCGGAUCUACCCUCCACCUUGGAGAGCUACAAGGCCUCGGCUCAUUUUGCCAGAUCCUAGCAGCCACCCCCACUUCACACAGCCUGAACCUGGCAGUGGGCGAGCCCAACUCUCAGAUCGUCAAGGAGUCUCGCUGCCCAUCCCGUCUCCUGUGCCCACUUUCCAGAGGCGUUGGCCAGAGUGCCGAACCUAUAGCUGGGAGACUCCCCCAUUCACCCUGUGGCCACAGCCUACAAGCCAUUUCCUUGCAACUGGAGAGCAGAGGCAGCUCUGGAAACAAGCCCCAAGCCCAGAAGGAGCUCAGUGAACUGCAAAGGCUGCAGGAUGAGGCCCUUCCAGCACUGGGUCCAAAGCCCAGUCCCAGCUGCAGGCAAAACCAGUCUCCCCCCCCCCCCCUCACCACCCGAGCCCUUACAGGAACAUUUGGUCCUCUCGCCAUCGUGGUUUCUCUGGAGUUCCCAUGUUUCAAGGAGAAAAUAUGAUCCCAGAAGAGCUCAGAAUAGACAAAGUCCUGGAUUGAGACUCUGAGCUCUAUCACUCCCAGUUCAAUUUACUCCAAACCACCAAGCACCCAGUAAGAGUCAGGCAACGGUGCUAGGCUAAGUCCCUGAAGCUCCUCAAGGAGUUUCCCUUCUACAAGGCCAGGGUUCUAGAGAAGUAAAUGGAAUCUUGUCCCAAAUACUUGGUUCCAGAUUUCAGGCUCCAGAGCCACAAAACUGUUCCAGCAUUUCUGCCCUCUGUUCCAGGACUGCAGAAGCAGGAGCGGCCUGGAUACAGAGCCCCAAAUCCUCAUGGGGCAUUAAGUUCUCUCUCCACUCAAACCUUUGCAGCCAUGUACAGGUACCCAUGUUAACCCACCUCCUUU